AUGGAGGCUGGUUACAUGAAUAGAGCAUCCACGAUGAUGAAUCGUCGGAAAACACUCAGCAGACCCGAAAGAUAUCAGGCGUCUGCCCCUAUGUUACCCGGGAAGGAAAAGGAUUCAUUCGAUGCAUGGGUGUUCUUUUCAAAGGUCGUCACAUUUUGGGCGCCUGGCACCAUUCUCUCUUCUGUUGCCGGUCUUCAUGAUGCACAAUCACAGCAAGCUUGGCGUGAAAAAAUAGCUCUAUGCUUUAUUGCUGUUCUUAUGGGUGCUAGUGUUGCCUUUUUGACUGUUGGUUUGUCCUCAGUACUAUGUCCUCCUUCACAAGCAAGUAACCCAAAUCUAUUUAAACGAUACGGCGAUGCACCAGGUUUCAUUGGUAUUCUCGGAUGGCAGUUUGAUGUAACCAAUGCAUCAAGUCCUAAUAAUUUUGAUUUCAAACUCCAAUCAACAUUGCAAAACGGUCAAGAUAUUACAAAUAGCUUUCAACGUAAUUCUAAAGAUAUUAACGCUUGUACAGAUCCGACCAUACAGGACUUUCAAGCUGUCAAACAACAACUUUGCGUACCUUCGACCUCUUGUCCCCUUCAACAAAUUGGCCUCCAGACUUUUAAAACUUAUAAUAUUGUGAACAGCACAAAAAAAGUUGGUUACGACUGGGCCCAAGUUGGCAACUUGACUAAUUAUUUAGUCAUCGACGGGAAUGUACUCAAUCUUAACCCUUACAUGACUGCAAAUCCCAAAUCAAUCCCCGGAGAUCACGUGGACAUGGUGAUUCGCACAGUUCUAGGGACAAAUCACACCAAAGGAGGGAAGGACGCAACACGCUUGUUCUUUGGUCGAGCGGAUUUAAAAUCUUCUGUAAACUGUCUUGUUCAAAAGUACUAUGCUGGAAACAUUGAUAAGCAAACCAUUGGUUGCUUUACCUCACAGCUCUUCUUAUAUGUUUCACUUACUGUUAUCCUGAGUAUUGUUUUAUGUCGUUUCAUGAUGGCUUGUGUAUUCGACUGGUUCAUCUCUCACCGACUUGCACACAAACCAACGAACGAUCAAUCCGGUGGGCAACCUUGGGUUCCUGGAACUAGCACCGUCGCAAAAGGAAUGUCCAUGGACGAGGUGGGCAAUGAUCUAUUCACCGUCUUACUUGUCACUUGCUAUUCCGAAGACGAAGCCGGCAUAAGGUGUACUUGUGAAUCUAUGGCAUCCACCGACUAUCCUGAUGAUCGUAAAUUGUUGUUCCUCAUCUGUGACGGUAUUAUUGUUGGUAGCGGUAACGAGAAAAGCACUCCAGAUAUUUGCGUUGAUCUUAUGGAGCUUGAACCCGAGUUCAAAGAUCCUCAACCUCAAAGCUACAUCGCCGUGGCCUCCGGAUUGAAACAACAUAAUAUGGCUAAGGUUUAUGCUGGCUUCUUCCCAUGGAAAGACCGAAAAAUUCCGAUGAUUUGUGUCGUCAAAUGUGGCACCCCCGCCGAACAAGAAAAACCAAAACCUGGUAACCGAGGAAAACGUGACUCGCAAUUAAUUCUGAUGAAUUUCUUCAGUCGCGUCACAUAUAACGAUCGCAUGUGUGCUUUGGAUUAUGAUUUGUUCAGGAAAGUUCAUCACCUGAUGGGCGUCACUCCUGACUUUUUUGAAAUUGUACUUAUGGUGGAUGCCGAUACAAAAGUUUAUCCCAACUCUCUAAGACUUUUAAUCAAUUGUAUGUGCAAUGAUCCACUUAUCAUGGGUCUUUGCGGCGAGACAAAGAUCGCCAACAAACGUGAUUCCUGGGUUACUGCCAUCCAAGUUUUUGAGUAUUACAUUUCCCAUCAUUUGGGCAAAGGUUUUGAAUCAGUGUUUGGUGGUGUCACCUGUUUGCCCGGUUGUUUCUGUAUGUACCGUCUCAAGGCACGUAAAGGCGAUGAUGACUGGGUGCCAAUUAUCACCAAACCUGAAAUUGUACAUGAAUACUCCCAAAACGUUGUUGACACGCUUCAUCAAAAGAAUCUACUACUUCUUGGAGAAGAUCGUUUCCUAACGACUCUUAUGUUACGAAACUUUCCACACCGUAAAAUGAUGUUUUGCCCACGAGCGAUCUGCAAAACCGUUGUACCCGAUGAUUUUUGGGUCCUGUUAUCUCAACGUCGUCGUUGGAUCAAUUCUACCAUUCACAACCUUAUGGAACUCGUUCUUGUUAGAAACCUUUGUGGCACUUUCUGUUUCUCUAUGCAAUUUGUCGUGUUCAUGGAACUGAUCGGCACCGUUGUACUUCCGGUCGCCAUCAUAUUGACUUAUGUUUUGAUAUACGGAUUACUCCGGAAUCCACCGAAUUCUCUCACGGAAGCUAUCCCGCUAAUGAUGUUGCUUAUGGUUCUUGGUUUGCCGGCUAUAUUGAUUUUGAUUACAACACGAAAAUUGAUCUAUAUCGCAUGGAUGUUUAUAUACCUACUUGCUUUACCCGUAUGGAAUUUCAUUUUACCAACGUAUGCUUAUUGGCAUUUUGACGAUUUCUCAUGGGGUGAAACCAGAAAAGUUGAAGGUGAAGCUAAAGGAGAUGACCACAGCAAAAAGGAGGGAACAUUUGACGCUUCUAAAGUUCCGUUGAAACGUUGGGAAGAUUGGGAACGUUCCCGCCUUAAGAGAGUGAAACGACAAGAACGUCAAAGAGAGCAAAAUGGAAAUAUUCCGAUACAUCUGACACAUCAAGUAAUAACGGGCGAGGAUGACCAAAAUAACGCUUUACUCGCAUCUCACUAUGAUGGUGAAUACUAUGAAACCGCCUCGGUACACUCUCAAACAUCACAACAGCAAUACUAUGAUUAUUCGAAUAACGCAGCAGAAUAUCCACCACAGAAUUAUCACCAACAAUAUAACGAUGUACAAUAUGGAAACACACACGAAUUACAACGUGCACCUUCACCAAGACCAAAUG
This is a messenger RNA of Acaulospora morrowiae, 2905 nucleotides long. The record is from the annotation of a GenBank genome assembly. Lineage: Eukaryota; Fungi; Glomeromycota; Glomeromycetes; Diversisporales; Acaulosporaceae.